Fulmarus glacialis (Northern fulmar) is the source of this 1557-nucleotide messenger RNA. RefSeq names its product synapsin-3-like. The record is from RefSeq and is a predicted model, not a curated record. Lineage: Eukaryota; Metazoa; Chordata; Aves; Procellariiformes; Procellariidae. Gene Ontology annotation, cellular component: synaptic vesicle membrane; synaptic vesicle. Gene Ontology annotation, biological process: neurotransmitter secretion. The transcript is spliced from 8 exons. The annotation marks the transcript as partial.
CUCACAACUCCGAAUUUCCCUGUAGUGGUCAAGCUGGGACAUGCGCAUGCUGGAAUGGGGAAGGUCAAAGUUGAGAACCAGCACGACUUCCGGGACAUGGCCAGCAUAGUAGCCAUGGCAAAAACCUACGCCACCACCGAGCCGUUCAUUGAUUCCAAGUACGACAUCCGAAUCCAGAAAAUCGGCAGCAACUACAAGGCGUACAUGAGGACGUCCAUCUCUGGAAACUGGAAGGCAAACACAGGUUCUGCGAUGCUAGAACAGAUUGCAAUGACAGAGAGGUACAGACUCUGGGCGGACGCCUGCGCGGAAAUGUUUGGAGGUCUUGACAUCUGCGCUGUCAAAGCUGUCCACAGCAAAGAUGGAAAAGACUAUAUCAUUGAGGUGAUGGACAGCUCGAUGCCCCUGAUUGGGGAGCAUGUGGAAGAGGACAGACAGCUUAUAGCCGAUCUGGUUGUUUCCAAAAUGACUCAGCUUGUCAUCACUGCUGGAUCUACGCCGUCACCCCUGAGGCCUUGGCCUCCACAAGUUCAGCCUGCGUCAAUGAAAUCUCAGACUGGACCUCAGCUUGGACAACUGUCCCAACCACGGCCUCCUCCCCAAGGUGGACCACGCCAGCCUCAGGGAUCUCAGCCUCCACGGACAAAUGCACCUCCACAGCAGCGGCUCUCUCCUCAAGGACAGCAGCCCCAGAGUCCCCAGUCCACUUCACCUCAGCAGCAAAGGUCACCUGGAUCUCCACAGCAAGUCCGAUCAGCAACUGGGUCCUCUCCAGUCCAGGCUUCCAAGGCAGGCGUGUUCCCUCCACAGCAGCCUAGACCUCCUGCUCAAGGGCGGGCUCCUAGCCAGCCAAGCCCCACUGAAACGUCCAAGCAGCAAGCCACCCCACACCCACAUCUGAACAAAUCACAGUCCCUGACAAACACCUUCAGCAUAUCUGAAUCACCUCAGCGGGGAAAUGCCAAUGAAGACGAAGCAAAAGCUGAGACCAUCCGCAACCUGAGGAAAUCAUUUGCUAGCCUGUUUUCCGAUUAACAGCCCUGCAGCUGGAUCUGUGCUUUUGUCAGCCCUCACUCUUCAUAUCAGCGUACCUGAUGUCAUCCUGGAAUACACUCAAUGGUACCCAGCAAUUUACAACUAACACCUGGGUAAAGGGAAUUUAGAAAAAUAUAGUUGUUUUAAUACAAAGAAAAUAUUAUAAUAACGGUCUGAAAAGUGACUGUAUAAAAGUGGCACUAUUUCAUUGUUUUUUGUGCAUAAUCAGAAUCACAUCUGUUCAAAUGACUGAGUUGUAAAGCAAAUUUUACUCUUGCUAACCCCUGUGGAGUCAACACAGUUAUGACAGCGUAAACUAGAUUUUAUUUUGAUUUGUAUAUAGUCAAUACAAUUCCUAACUUCCAAUUACUGAAUCCUUGUUGAGGUCGAGCUAAAAAAAAAAAAAAAUAGGCUUAUUUCAGAAACAGAUGUGCAAAGACGGAGUCAAGAGUAAGUAUUCAUUGACCGAUAAAGUGAGCAUGCUUGAGCAUGGAAACACAGUGAACUGUGGAACUUCAUGAU